Messenger RNA from Tachysurus vachellii, 6617 nucleotides. It is a transcript of the gene rbbp6, whose product is annotated as retinoblastoma binding protein 6. Bases 732 to 6014 code for a protein of 1760 amino acids. The transcript has 17 exons. NCBI's taxonomy places the organism in Eukaryota, Metazoa, Chordata, Actinopteri, Siluriformes, Bagridae. Gene Ontology annotation, molecular function: ubiquitin protein ligase activity; nucleic acid binding; zinc ion binding. The record is from RefSeq and is a predicted model, not a curated record. Gene Ontology annotation, cellular component: nucleus. Gene Ontology annotation, biological process: mRNA processing; protein ubiquitination; ubiquitin-dependent protein catabolic process.
UGCCCCUGCGCUUCUUUGUGGUGAACCCCGUGGAGUGAACGGCCUGGUUAGCGAAACGCGUCUUCACAACACGGAUUUGUUUCUUUAAAAUGUCUACAACGGCGCUCGGAAACACGGCACAAUUGGUUUAAUUGCUGCAGGAAUAAACAAAACCUUGGAUAUUGUAUUUCCUCUUCGUGUUUUGUUUUUAUUGAAUAUUUAGAGCGUUUCCCUAUAACGCUAGCUGCUAGCCGCUAGCCGCAGUGCUGUAGGCCUUUGUUUUCUUUAUAUUUUUUUUGGAUUUCACAUCGGAGAGCUUCUGGAGAAAAUAAAUCUCGGGUGAUUUUUGAUCGGGACUGCGUUUUUUCCCCCUCCAUCACUUGGACUACAUUUGGGAAUCUGUGCAUUUGUAAAGUCGUUGUUGAAAGUGGACGCUGCGUGUUUACGCCGUGAACCUGCUCAGGCUUUCACACGGACGCUUUAAUGAACACUGACCUCCCCAACAACGGACGCUUAUUUCACCUUGUAAUAUAUUUAACUCCGGACUGUUUGUAGUGUUUGGUAAUCAUUGACCGUCUCUGGAUCCACCAUGACAUCCUGCGAGUUUUCUUUAGCUGCUAAUUCCGCUGCUGUUGUUGGGCUAUGGGCUUAAUGGGGUUUGUUGGCCUUGGCAUAGAGAGGAAAGGGAGCAUUAGCUCAUUGUGUUUAUAGUAAAUAAACCUGUGAUCUGACAGGAAAGCGUGUGUGUAAAAAUGUCUUGUGUUCAUUACAAGUUUUCCUCUAAACUUAACUACGACACGGUGACUUUCGACGGGCUGCACAUCACCGUGAGCGAGCUGAAGCGACAGAUUAUGGGGAGGGAGAAGCUGAAAGCUGCUGACUGCGACCUCCAGAUCACCAACGCCCAGACUAAAGAAGAAUACACAGAUGAUGGCGCUCUAAUCCCCAAAAACUCGUCUGUCAUCAUCAGACGAAUACCAAUCGGUGGUGUAAAGGCAGCCAGCAAAACAUUUCUCAUUGAUCGCUCUGAACCAUCAGUUGGAUCUUCAAAAGCCAUUGAUGAUUCUCCCUCCAUUUCUCUGGCCCAGCUCUCUAAGACGGCGAAUCUGGCAGAGGCAAAUGCCUCAGAGGAAGACAAAAUCAAAGCAAUGAUGUCGCAGUCCAAUCAUGAUUACGACCCCAUUCAUUAUACAAAGAAGCUGGUGGGGCCGCCUCCUCCAAAUUACACCUGCUUUCGCUGUGGGAAAAGUGGACACUACAUCAGAAACUGCCCAACCAACGGGCAGGAUAAAAGUUUUGAGGCUCCACAGCGGAUUAAAAAGAGCACAGGGAUUCCUCGCAGCUUCAUGAUGGAAGUGGAUGAUCCAAAUAUUAAAGGUGCCAUGCUGACCAACACGGGCACUUACGCCAUUCCCACCAUUGACGCUGAAGCUUAUGCAAUUGGAAAAAAGGAGAAGCCACCUUUCGUUCCUCAGGAACAGUCUUCCUCAUCUGAUGAUGAAGAUCCCGUUCCAGAUGAGCUGCUCUGUCUGAUCUGUAAAGACCUCAUGACUGAUGCCGUUGUGAUUCCCUGCUGUGGAAACAGUUACUGUGAUGAAUGUAUUCGAACGAGUUUGUUGGAGUCAGAGGAACACGUUUGUCCCACCUGCAACCAGUCUGAAGUUUCACCUGACGCUUUAAUUGCCAACAAAUUCCUACGUCAAGCUGUGAACAACUUCAGGAAUGAAACAGGCUACACCAAGAGAAUUCGCAAAGCUGCUACUCAGAGUUCUGUCCCUGCCCCCCAGCCUCAGCCCCGAAUUCAACGCCCUGCUCAGCCCCUCAAACUUCUAAAUUCCCGCCAACAGGAUCCACUACGCGCCAACACACCGCCCCAAAACCCACCUGCUUCUGUAGCCCCGCCCCCUGCCAUUACACCACCCACUGCUGUCACUCAGCAGGCCUCAGCGACACCACCCGAGGUUGAUGCUUCAUCUGUGGCCGGGAACAGUAGUGGCCCUCUUCCAGUGGCUCUUUCUCCUCCACCGCAGCUUAAGCAAGAUGAUGCUGUCAUAUCCAAAGAGCCAGAAACACAGCCAGCACCCGUGGUUUUACCUGACAGUCUGCUACCUACUCCAGUUAUUCCAAAAAGUCACCAUGUUCCAGUGAUCAGCCAGCCACAUGUGCACACACUUCCUCUCCCCAUUCCCAGACCAGGACCAUUGCCACUGAGGCCUGGUGCCCCAAGACUACCAGCAAUACGGCCUCCUUGGGAUCCGUCCUCAGGCCGAGGCCGGCCCCUCCCUAAUGAUCGGCACCCUAGGGCACUGGUUCCUCCAGUCCAACCUCUUCCUGUUGCUCCAACCCUUUACACACCCUCUCUUUUCCCUCCCCCACAACAUACUAUGCCCCAUCCAUCUGGUGUUGUGCCCCCACAGUUCCCAUUACAGUUCCCUCCUGGGCAACAACCUGCCCCCCCUUUCAACAUACCUCCUCCAGGUUACCCUCCUGCCCCAACAAAUGUACCCAACCCCUGGGUACCGCCUGGUACUCAGCCCCCGCUCACAACCCCCGCAGUACCCCCAAUACCAUCAGCACACUUUCUAUCGAAGGAGGAGUUUUACAGACAGCAGCGUCGGCUGAAGGAAGAGGAGAAGUCAAAACUUGAGGAGUUUACCAAUGACUUUGCCAAAGAGUUGUUGGAGUACAGAAAGAUCCAGAAGGAGAGAAGACGGUCCUAUUCCAGGUCAAAGUCUCCAUAUCGCUCCUCCUACAGUGGCUCAUCCUACUCUUACUCAAAGUCCAGAUCCCGUUCUCGAUCUCCACGUUCCUAUUCACGCUCCGUUUCCCGGUCUCGCUCUAGAUCUCGCUCCCGAUCUCGUUCCCGAUCACGUUCUCGUUCCUACUCUCCAUACGCUCGAAGGGGCAGAGGUCGUAGCCGCAGUUAUCGUUCUAGAUCCCGUUCACCACCAUACCAUCGGUCUCGAACUCGCUCUCCUUCCUAUAGAGGGCGUGAUGGAGGAGGAGCGAGUGGAGGCACCUAUCGUUCUCGUUCUCGGUCACCAAUUUAUAGGACUUACAGUCCUGGUAAGAAACCACAGCCAGCUUCUCAGGUUGAAGACCGCAAAUUCGGAGGAAGGUACAGAGAGGUUCCCCCAUAUGACGCCAAAGCUUACUAUGGCCGAGCGUUUGAUCAGAGCGACCCCUACGAAAGGGAAAGGUAUCGAGAGUGGGAGAGAGAGUACAGAGAGUGGUAUGAGAAGUAUUUCAAAAAUUACGAGGGGGCACAAGGUGGUCAGAUAAGGGGUCGUGGUCCAGGUGGACGAGAGCAAUAUUCUCCAGAGCGCUUCACACCUCACAGGCCCAGAGACGGCUCACCAUAUGGCAGGGGGCGCAGGGAGGACUAUCCACCACACCCUGUCCCGCCAAGAAAUCGCCCGUUGACAUAUCAGGAAAGGUGUGCAGAAAAGUACGGCCAUCUUCAUGUCAACAAUAUGGCAGUUGGAAGAGGAGUAAGCAAAGAGAGCCUGAAACCUACCAAAGAGCGCGAAGCAACUACAAGCACUGCUGUGGAUUCUAAGGGUCUGAAGCACAAGAAACAUAGGAAAAAAAGGAAAGGGGAGGAGGGAGAUGUGUUCAGUCAUUCUGAUUCAAUGGAUGAAUCCAAGAAAGAUGAACGGAAGGGAGACUCAAUGCUGAUGAACUCGAGUCGUGAUGAUGCCACACCUGUCAGGGAUGAGCCCAUGGAUAGCACUUCGGUGCCAUACAAGAGUGCUUCAGACAAGGAGAAAAAAGAGAAAACCAAACCCAAGACUGAAAAGGUUAAACGCAAGACUGAGAGUGUUCCACAAAAGAAAGAAGCCCCAGUAAAAAGCACCAAGCCUGCCAGAGAAAAAGAGGCAGACUCUGGGCGGGAAAGGGUUGUUUCCACUGAACCAGCCAUUAAAAGGAUCAAAGAAGAUCCUAUUCAGAAAACUGAUGCGAGCAAACCACAUAUGUCUGAGAAACUCAUGCUUCCUCGCAAAUUGAUGCAGUCGAGACCGGUCAAGCAACACCAAGAGCAAAAACCAAUCAAAGAUGAACCUAAAGUCAAAAAAGAACCAGUCAAAGAGGUGACUAAAGUUGAGAAACCUCCUGCUAAAGAUGUUAAACCCAAGUUGGAAAAGCCCAUAAAAACUGACGAGAAACCCAUCAUUAAAUCAAGCGAUGUGAAGGUGGAGAAACGGAAAAGAAAAGAGGAAAAGCCGCUUGUGAAGGAGCCAGAAUUUAUGCCAAACAAAUCUCCACGGGUCGAAGUCACUGAGAUGGCCAACGUUUCACCCAAGCCCAUGCCAAAGUUGGAGAGUGAGAUGCCGGUGCAGAAGGAGAAGCCUGCCAUUCCUUCUCUGAUGGACAUUAAACCUGAACCUGUUAGAAAGAUCAAGCUCAAUCGCGAGACUGGAAAGAGGAUUUUGAGUACUGAUCGACUUUCUUCAGAGGAAUCUGGUGCUGGGAAGAACAAACUAGACCAGAAGUCAAAGGUCAAGCUGCGACGCCAGGUGCAUGGCACUGACCGAUCUGGAUCCACGUUGGUUGAUUAUACCAGCACCAGCUCAACUGGUGGAAGUCCCAUCAAAAGGCAUGAGGAGAAACCAGACCUGAAGAAGACUGUGGUGAAAACAUUGGAGGAAUACACCAAUGACAGCUCAACCCCUGCUGAGGAUGAAAUAGUCAUGAUCCAGGUACCUCGCUCCAAAUGGGAGAAAGAAGACUUUGAAUCGGAGGAGGAUGAAUCCAAGAUUGCGAAUGCCUCUUCUGGAAAUGGCACAGCUUCCUCUGCUACCCCUGCUGCUGUUGCUGCUGUUGCUGCUGCAAAAUCUAGCGACAAAAAGGCUAAUGAUACACUCCAUGCCAUUAAAGAUGUUCAUCCUGAGGCAAAACCUACCAAGGAUCCACCAAGUGAUAAGGAGAAAGACAGUGAGUGGGAAAGGGAGCGUGACCGAGGCAAAGAUAGAGACAAAAGCAACACUGAUCGUGAUGUCUCAGACAGAAAAAAACCUGGAGCAUUAAAUCAGGAUCGAGAGCGAGUGCAGGAAAGGGGAAGUGACCAUGGAAGCGAGAGAAGCUCCUCAUCUCAAUCCUCCAAAGACAGACAGACUGAUAGGUCUGCAUCAUCAUCCAGGAAGCAAUCAAAUAGGGAAAGCAGUGCAAGUGUUGGUGACAAGAAGCAGGAGCACCGCAGUAGCACAAAAGACCAUACAGAUUUGCGGCAGAGAGAGACAAAGUCAAGAGAACAACUCAGGAAUAAGGACUCCCCACCUCCACCCUCAAAAAUGCCCACAGACAACACUAAACGGGUGAAUACUACAUCCCAAGAGUCAAAAAUAUCUGAACAUAGUCCUUCCACAGACAGAAAGAUGGUGUCUCGGGAGUCCAAAAGGCCUUCCUCAGAGGACUCUAAAACAGACAAGGCGAUACACAGAGAAGGAACAAGGCACUAUGAUAAUCGGCUAGCAAGAGACAAGGAGCCGCACAAAGUCAGCCAAAGUACCACAUCGACAGAGAUCAAGAGUGACGCUGACAGAAGCGAUGCUCGAGUGAAGCCUCCUUCAGCCCGGGCCAUGCGCCUGUCCUCAGAUUUAACACGGGAAACGGACGAGGCCGCCUUUGUCCCAGACUACAGCGAGAGUGACAGCGAGGCAUCAGAUCCAGACAACAAGGCGGAGCCUAAGGAAAAGGGACAAGAAAGCAGUGCAAGUCCUGCCCACAGCAGAAGCGCUAGCCCUACUGGAAGCCAUGCCCACAGCAGCAGCCCAAGCUCACCAGGCAGUCAGGACAGCAAGAAAAAGAAGAAAGAUAAGAAAGAUAAGAAGGAAAAGAAAAAGCACAAGAAACACAAGAAACACAAAAAACACAAGAAGCACGUGGGCAACGAAUCGGAGUCUGAUGCGAAGGGACAAAAACACAAGCAUAAGAAGAAGAAAUCAAAAAAGAAUAAGGAUAAGGACAAGGAUGAGCGAGACAAAGAACGGGACGACAACAGGGCGAAGGAUGAACAAAAUGAAACCCCUCUUUGAGAUCUUGAGACUUAUGCGAGUUGUUUAUAUAAAGCUCGUUGGUACAGCAAAUAAAGACAAUUCUGCAUAUUACAAAGACUACUGUUCAAGCUUUGUUUACUUGGGUCCUGUUCUGUAGAAAUGAAUGAUUUAACCAUGCUAAACUCUGCCACAUGAAGGGAGGAGCCUCCUUUAACAAUGAAGGCUGGUGUAUUAAUUUGCUCUGAAUUCUUUUUGAUGCAUAUUUUGGAUCUGUUCCUUGUUUUCUGUUUUUUUUUUUUUUUUUGUCGUUAACGCUGUAGAGGCUGUAAAACAGGCACUUUAGAUAUGUAAACUCAAACGUGCCCUUUUUACAUCUCCCUUUUAUUCCCACUAUUGGAGGAAGCCGAUCGUUAAUUAUGACUGUAUGAUAAAAUACUGUUACUGGAUAUAGCAACUGGACAUAGCAUGGGUGGCAGGCACAGCAUGUAAUGAUCUGCUUCAGAGAUGUUUGCACUGUGAAUAUUUUCCUCUACUUUUUUUUUUUUUUUUUUUUUAAUAUUACAUUACAUUCUCAUGAUCAUUAAUUUAAAUUACCAGUUGAAAAGGUUUUUUGUUUAUGGUAAUAAAAUGGAGCAAAAUUUA